GUAGGCGCUGCAGCCGUUGCACUCAUUUCCUCCAAACGACGGGCACAUAUUACUGCGCCGUAACUUUCCCGCGCUUUUCGUAGUGCCUUGUGGUGUGCAACAAGUGGAAUUUAGGUGAUGUCUCAGAGUCGGAGCUCUAUGAAUGAUGAGGUGUCUUCGCCUCGUGAUCCAGUCACAUCUUCUCCUGGUCGAGAACUUCCUCCCUUUGAGGAUGAAUCGGAACUUAUUGGAGGAGCAGGAAACGAUGAGGAGGAUGCUCAUCCAGUCGAGGAGCAAGAAGAGGAUGGGGAAGAACUGUUUGGGGACAAUAUGGAGGACGACUACCGUGCCAUCCCAGCCCUGGAUACAUACGACAGGCGUUUACUGGAUGACUCAGACUUCAGUGCUAUGUCAGAGACGGACAGGCGGGCAGCUGAAGAUGAACUGCGAAGACGGGAUCGUGAAGAGGGCCGUGUUCCUGGACGCAUGCGAAGGGGUCUCAUUUUUGAUGAGAGCAGUGAAGGCGAAGAACGUCCUCAACGUCGAAGACGCCUGGCAGAACGAGCUGCGGAAGGUGCAUUCUCUGAAGACGAGGAGAUGGUUGAAAGUAUUGAGAACCUAGAAGACAUGAAAGGACACACAGUGAGAGAGUGGGUGGCUCAGGUGGGGCCCAAAACUGAGAUCUAUAAUCGCUUCAAGAACUUCCUCAGGACGUUCGUUGAUGAGCGUGGGCACAACAUCUACAAAGAAAAAAUCCGCCAGAUGUGCGAGGAAAACAAGCAGAGUUUGGAAGUGAACUAUAAUAUGCUUGCUCAGGCAGAACAGGUCUUGGCAUACUUCCUUCCCGAGGCUCCCGUCGAGAUGCUGUUGAUAUUUGAUGAAGCUGCAAAAGAUGUUGUGCUCAGCAUGUUUCCUCAGUAUGAGCGCAUCACUAAAGAGAUCCAUGUGCGCAUUACAGAUUUGCCUCUUAUUGAAGAAAUCAGAAGUCUUAGGCAACUGCACUUGAACCAGCUGGUACGCACAUCAGGGGUAGUCACUGGAACGACGGGAGUCCUGCCUCAACUGUCACUCGUCAAGUAUGACUGCAUGAAGUGCAACUACGUCCUGGGACCUUUUGUGCAGUCGCAGAACCAAGAAGUUAAGCCGGGCUCCUGUCCAGAAUGUCAGAGUACUGGGCCCUUUACAAUCAACAUGGAAGAGACAAUAUACCAAAACUACCAGAGAAUCACCGUUCAGGAAAGCCCUGGAAGAGUUUCUGCGGGACGUUUACCUCGAUCAAAGGAUGCGAUCCUUCUCGGUGACCUUACUGAUUCUUGUAAGCCUGGAGAUGAAGUUGAACUGACUGGUGCGUACACUAACAACUAUGAUGGCUCGUUGAACACAGCAAACGGUUUUCCUGUUUUUGCUACCGUCAUCAUGGCAAACCACGUUGUUAAAAAAGACGACAAAGUUGCUGCCAGGCAUCUGACUGAUGACGAUAUCAAACAGAUCGUUGCCCUUUCAAAAGAAGAUAAUAUUGCUGACAGGGUCAUCGCAAGUAUUGGUCCCUCUAUUUACGGCCACCAAGAAAUUAAGAGGGCCAUAGCGCUGUCCCUGUUUGGAGGCGAGCCAAAGAAUCCUGGGCAAAAACACAGAGUCAGAGGUGAUAUCAACAUACUCCUCUGUGGGGAUCCUGGCACUGCAAAAUCCCAGUUCCUGAAGUACACCCAACAGAUUGCUCCACGGGCCGUGUUUGCAACUGGCCAGGGUGCAUCGGCUGUCGGUCUGACUGCCUAUGUCCAGAGAAGCCCCGUCACGAGGGAAUGGACUCUGGAAGCAGGAGCUUUGGUCCUGGCUGAUAAGGGGGUCUGUCUGAUUGAUGAGUUUGACAAGAUGAACGAUGCGGACCGUACAAGUAUUCACGAAGCCAUGGAGCAACAGAGCAUUUCUAUUUCCAAGGCCGGUAUUGUGACCUCACUGCAAGCACGAUGUGCAGUCAUAGCCGCAGCCAAUCCAAUAGGUGGCCGAUAUGAUCCGUCGAUGACAUUCUCGGACAAUGUUGACCUCACUGAACCAAUCUUGUCUCGAUUUGAUGUCCUUUGUGUUGUAAGGGAUCAAGUAGACCCAGUGCAGGAUGAAAAGCUAGCAAAGUUUGUUGUAAGCAGUCACAUGCGCCAUCAUCCUGAUGCCAGUAAAGAAACUGAAGAAAUAAUGGAGGAGGCACGGGAUGUUACAGAAGAUGACGGACCAGCAAAAAUUCCGCAGGACCUGCUGAAAAAAUACAUCCUGUAUGCGAGAGAAAAAGUACACCCAAAGCUGAACCAGAUGGAUCAAGACAAAGUAGCAAAGAUGUACAGCGAGCUAAGAAGAGAGUCUAUGGCUACAGGCAGCAUCCCGAUCACGGUGAGGCACAUAGAGUCCAUGAUACGUCUAGCGGAAGCACACGCGAGGUUGCAUCUACGAGACUACGUGCACGAGGAUGAUGUCAACAUGGCCAUCCGCAUUAUGUUGGAGAGCUUCAUCAACACACAGAAAUAUAGUGUGAUGCGGUCCAUGUCUAAGACUUUCCAGAGGUACUUGGCGUAUAAAAAAGACAACAACGAGCUGUUGUUGUUUGUGCUCAAGCAGCUGGUUCAAGAACAGUUGAACUUUGUAAGGAAUCGCUAUGGAUCAGAGCCAGAUGUUAUUGAAAUUCAAGAGAAGGAUCUCCAGGAAAAGGCAAACCAGCUUAGCAUCAAAAACUUGGGUCCCUUCUUCCAGAGCAACAUCUUCAGAGCCCACCACUUCAGCCACGAUGCUCGAAGAAAAAUGAUUGUCAUGGCAUUCUAAGGGCCCCUGGCAUCUAUGCUGUUGACAACUGGAGGCGAUGAAACAAGCUCCGUUGUGAAAGUCGAUCCUUGGAGGGCAAAGCCGAAACCCUUAUGAUCAGCAUAGAUGAUUACUUGGGUUGCUUCAACAUGGCUGAGCUGGCUAGCAGCACUGCAUGGUGGGAUGCCGUAGGAAGAG
This is a messenger RNA of Ornithodoros turicata, 2964 nucleotides long. RefSeq names its product DNA replication licensing factor mcm2-like (gene Mcm2). Bases 118 to 2787 code for a protein of 889 amino acids. The transcript has 19 exons. Gene Ontology annotation, molecular function: 3'-5' DNA helicase activity; ATP binding; single-stranded DNA binding. Gene Ontology annotation, cellular component: MCM complex; nucleus. Gene Ontology annotation, biological process: double-strand break repair via break-induced replication; mitotic DNA replication initiation; DNA replication. NCBI's taxonomy places the organism in Eukaryota, Metazoa, Arthropoda, Arachnida, Ixodida, Argasidae. The record is from RefSeq and is a predicted model, not a curated record.